AUGUCCGGUCGUGGUAAAACCGGAGGAAAAGGUCGGGCUAAGGCUAAGACCCGUUCGUCCCGAGCUGGCCUACAGUUCCCGGUGGGUCGAAUCCACCGCCUGCUGCGUAAGGGGCAUUAUGCCGAGCGAGUUGGGGCUGGUGCCCCCGUUUAUCUAGCUGCAGUUCUCGAGUACCUGACUGCAGAGAUCCUCGAGUUGGCGGGCAACGCGGCCCGGGACAAUAAGAAGAGCCGCAUCAUUCCCCGCCACCUGCAGCUCGCCAUCCGCAACGACGAGGAGCUCAACAAGCUGCUGGGAGGGGUCACCAUCGCCCAGGGCGGCGUUCUGCCCAACAUCCAGGCCGUGCUGCUGCCCAAGAAAACCGGGCACCCCAGCAAGGUCUACGCCUGA
Hemiscyllium ocellatum (epaulette shark) is the source of this 390-nucleotide messenger RNA. RefSeq names its product histone H2A-like. Gene Ontology annotation, cellular component: nucleosome. Gene Ontology annotation, molecular function: DNA binding; protein heterodimerization activity; structural constituent of chromatin. The transcript has a single exon. Gene Ontology annotation, biological process: DNA damage response. The record is from RefSeq and is a predicted model, not a curated record. Bases 1 to 390 code for a protein of 129 amino acids. NCBI's taxonomy places the organism in Eukaryota, Metazoa, Chordata, Chondrichthyes, Orectolobiformes, Hemiscylliidae.